Messenger RNA from Quercus robur (English oak), 1469 nucleotides. Its product is annotated as peroxidase 5-like. Gene Ontology annotation, biological process: response to oxidative stress; hydrogen peroxide catabolic process. Gene Ontology annotation, molecular function: peroxidase activity; heme binding. The transcript is spliced from 2 exons. The record is from RefSeq and is a predicted model, not a curated record. NCBI's taxonomy places the organism in Eukaryota, Viridiplantae, Streptophyta, Magnoliopsida, Fagales, Fagaceae. Bases 325 to 1311 code for a protein of 328 amino acids. Gene Ontology annotation, cellular component: plasmodesma; plant-type cell wall.
GGAUAAAAGAUCGUGUAAAAUAAGCUACUGUGCGUUGGAGUGAGCCAAAGAGACUGUUUCCUCUUUGUUACCAUAGAAACCCUCAAACUUAGACUGCUUCAAGUCUUUCUUCUAUACAGCAAUAGUUUUGGUUUACAGAGUAAAACUGCCAGUCCCAUCUUCACUAACUUCAUUCCUAUAAAUACUUGGCUAACAACAACCUUUAUCUUCAUCUCCUUCUUGCUUAUAAUAUUCUUCUUUAUCUGUUCUUUCUCUGCUCUUUACUCUCAGUCUUAUUCAUUCCCUCAUUAGAGUAUUGCGGUAUAUUUGGGUUGUAGAGUAACUAUGGCAACAAUCAAAUUUUGCUUGGUUUUCUUUGUUAGUAUGUCUAUGAUGGUGUCAAUGUCACUGGCGAUGCCAUCACUCAAAGUGGGUUUCUAUCAAUCAACUUGUCCUUCUGCAGAGACCAUUGUGAGAAACACUGUGAACAAAGCUGUGUCAAGUAACCCUGGCCUAGCUGCUGGCCUCAUCAGAAUGCAUUUUCAUGACUGUUUUGUCAGGGGUUGUGAUGCUUCUGUCCUACUUGAUUCAACCCCUGGAAAUCAAGCUGAGAAAGAUAAUCCAGCCAACAAUCCAAGCUUAAGAGGCUUUGAAGUGAUAUUUGAGGCAAAGGCUGAACUUGAAGCUCACUGUCCACAAACAGUCUCAUGCGCAGACAUUGUUGCAUUUGCUGCUCGUGACAGUGCUUACAAAGUUGGAGGCAUAAAUUACAUGGUACCAUCAGGACGCCGUGAUGGCAGGAUAUCACGUGAAGAUGAGCCCAAUCAAAACCUUCCAUUUCCUACCUUCAAUGCUCAGCAACUCGAAGAAAGAUUUGCACAAAAAGGACUUAAUCUUGAUGAAAUGGUGACACUUUCUGGGGCACAUUCCAUUGGAAGGUCACAUUGUUCUUCUUUCUCAAAGCGAUUAUAUAAUUUCAGUGAAACAAAUCCACAUGACCCUUCAAUGGAUCCCAUAUUUGCUAGAGACUUAAAGACCAAGUGUCCACAAAAUGCAAAUAAUGGCAAUGAUCCAACAGUACCAUUUGAUGUAAUUACGCCAUAUAGACUUGAUAGUAAGUAUUAUAAAAAUUUGAAGAAGCGCCGUGGCUUAUUGACCUCUGAUCAAUCUCUUUUGAGUUACCCUUCAACGGUUAGAAUUGUCAAAAAUAAUGCAAGACAUAAUCUAGUAUGGGCAUAUAAGUUUGCAGCAGCUAUGGUAAAAAUGGGUUACAUUGAAGUGCUUACAGGAAGCCAGGGAGAGAUAAGAAAAAAUUGUAGGUUUGUGAAUUAGAUAUAUAUUAUAGGUUUAUUUGUGUGACUAUUGAAACUUUUUUGUAUGAUUUGUUUACAUUUUUGUUUCAUUUUUCUAUGUUGAGAUUCAAGUGUAAAUUCGUUCUUUUGAAAGUUUUUGGGUAAAUUCUGUUGAGACAUUAAUGGGGUAAAUUGGUA